UUAGGAUUUCUUAGUAGUUUAGAAUUCUUUACUAGUUUAGAAUCUAUUAUUUAUGGCAUUUCCUUAAUUAGGAUUUAUUAAAGUCCUAAUUUACUUUGAUUAUUAGUAUUAUAAAUAGGGAGUACAAAAAUUUACCCCGAAGGCAUAAAAUUUCCGAUCCAGUUAUGGCAGAGGAAGAUGAAAUCAAGAGGAGAACGAACAAUCCCAAGUCUUAUCAAGUGAGGAAAGAAUGCAUAAAAAGGAAAUCGAUGGAGCUUGCGACUCUCUGCGAUAUCAAGGUUUGUACGGUUAUUACUGGUCCUAAUGGGGAACUGCAAACUUGGCCUGACGAUUUCGAUGCCUGUAAGCAAGUUCUCGAUCUCUACUCUCAAAAUUUGAAACCCGAAAAGAAGUACAAGGAAUCAUCGACACCAGAGCCAGAGCCAGAGCCAGAACCAGAACGAGGCGAAGAACAAGGAGAGAAAGAUCUCCUGACGCUAGUUGAAUCAACGCUUGCUGCUGUCAAUAGGAGAAUUUGUAUAUUGGAGAAUAAGGGGAAAAGAAAGAGAAUCGAGUGAUUUAUUCGUAUGAGUGUUUUUUUUGGGGGGUGUAUUAUCAAAAUGUUUCAACGAUUGAAAUUGUGUGUGUGUUUUUUAAUUAAACAAUUAAAUUAGUGAGUAUGUUAUCUCCUUUGGGAAUAAUGAAAAUAUCGAUGUAAUUUGGAUCACUUUCGGGAAUUAAUUUACUUUGGAAAACAUUUUGAUGAUUUGUGAAC
Molecule: messenger RNA, 754 nt
Organism: Solanum lycopersicum (tomato)
Lineage: Eukaryota; Viridiplantae; Streptophyta; Magnoliopsida; Solanales; Solanaceae
Product: agamous-like MADS-box protein AGL103
Molecular function (GO): protein dimerization activity; DNA binding
Source: RefSeq, a predicted model, not a curated record